This is a messenger RNA of Neocloeon triangulifer, 961 nucleotides long. It is a transcript of the gene kri, whose product is annotated as uracil phosphoribosyltransferase homolog. The record is from RefSeq and is a predicted model, not a curated record. Lineage: Eukaryota; Metazoa; Arthropoda; Insecta; Ephemeroptera; Baetidae. The transcript is spliced from 7 exons. Bases 145 to 837 code for a protein of 230 amino acids.
UUGGCAACAUUGAGAAAAUGAAAAUGACAUCCACCAAUCCAAUCCGACAGCAGCGGCCUCCGAUCGCAUGCUGUGUGUAUUAAACGGGUUAAUAACAUUUUGCACCAUCUCGUCACAUGGUUUCAUUGAACCGUUUUCUAUGUUAUGAGGGAGGACUUGGAAAUUAAAGAUUUUAACAUGGGAUCCAUGGAGGAAGUUCGGAAGGCCGACAAGGUUGAAGAUUUUGGACCAAAUGUCAAAGUUCUUCCUACAAAUGAUCAAAUCAAAGAGUUGCAAACAAUCCUGAGAGACAAGAACACUUCAAGGAGCGACUUCAAAUUUUAUGCUGACAGAUUAAUUCGACUUGUUAUUGAAGAGAGUUUAAACCAACUGCCAUUUUCCAAAGUCACAAUAACAACUCCGACUGGAAGUGAAUAUAAUGGCCUGAAGUACGAAAAAGGAAAUUGUGGUGUCAGUAUUGUUCGCAGCGGAGAAGCUAUGGAGCAAGGACUACGUGAUUGCUGCAGAUCCAUCAGAAUUGGCAAAAUCCUAGUCGAGUCUGAUGCAGAUACACACGAAGCAAGGGUUGUUUACGCAAGAUUUCCAGACGAUAUAUCCAGUCGAAAAGUGCUUCUCAUGUAUCCUAUAAUGAGCACUGGAAACACUGUAGUCAAGGCUGUUACUGUCCUUAAAGAACAUUGUGUUCCUGAAGAGAACAUUAUCUUGUCAAACUUAUUUUGCACUCCGUUUGCAGCACGAAUUUUAACAGCCAAAUUUCCACAGAUGGUUAUUCUUACUUCCGAGAUAGACCCAGUGGCACCCAAUCACUUUGGUCAGAAGUAUUUUGGUACAGACUAAAUCAUUUUUGAGCAUUUACUUCCUCUUAAAAGUAUGUAAGUUUUUUAUAUUAUUGCUAUUAUUAAUAUCAUGUAUGUUAAAUACAUUGCAAGUAAAUUAUUGAAGUAAACAAAUAAUUUAUCUU